Molecule: messenger RNA, 687 nt
Organism: Fusarium subglutinans
Lineage: Eukaryota; Fungi; Ascomycota; Sordariomycetes; Hypocreales; Nectriaceae
Product: isoflavone reductase like P3
Exons: 4
Coding region: 1-687 (228 amino acids)
Source: RefSeq, a predicted model, not a curated record
AUGCCCGUUGUAGCUAUUGCAGGAGGCACUGGCAGUGUUGGCCGCUUCAUCGUUGAGGAGACCAUCGCAGAUGGCAAUUUUGAGGUCAUUAUCUUAAGUCAACCAUCACUGGAGAAAGAGCUCGGUUCUCGCAUCCUCGCUAUCGAUUACUCCAACCCCGAUUCCAUUGCGACGUUGCUCGAAGAAAACCACGUCGACGUCGUGAUUGCCGCGCUAAGUGGACAUACACCUCCCGAGCAAGAGCUUGGUCUCAUUCAAGCGGCCGCCAAGUCCAAAGCCACCAAGCGAUACAUCCCUAGUGUAUGGGCCAAGCUGUCCCUCUUUGAUUCACUGGAUAAUACUGACUUGGAGUGGACUGCGGUUGCGAAUGGCUUCUUUCUUGAUUACUGGGGUGCCCCGAAUCUCAAGACAUACUUAGAUCCGCUGACUAUAGCUCUGGACAUUCCGGCAAGAAAUUCUGCCAUUCCAGGCAAUCCAGAUCACCCAGCGAUCUUCACAUACAGCAAGGAUGUUGCUAGGUUUACAGCUAAGCUCUUAACACUGGAGAAGUGGGAUCCAGUAUCGUAUAUUAUCGGUGAUAGGCUUACGUGGAAGGAGUUUGUGAAGCUCGCUGAACAGGCUACUGGCGAUGAGUUUGAGAUCACUUACGAUUCAGUCGAACGGCUCAGGUCAGGCAAGGUUACAUAG